CAGCAUUAGCACUGUUGUUACUUUGCUAGCAUGUAGCAGUAGCCAUGCAGAGCCUCUCCGUUUGCACACUGUCAUAGUGUUAGAGAGAUACUGCUCUCCUCCUCCUUUCGCAGCACUCUCUCUCUCUCUCUUUCUCUCUCUCUCCACCUCCCUUCUCUUUCUGUCCCAGGACUGCUGCAGCUAACUCUGCAUCACCUUGCAGUUUUAGACUCUGCUGGCUUUCUGCAGUCCUGUCUCUCUCUCUCAUAUUUUCCUCCUCUUUUUGGUCCUUCACAUCCCCCCUCCCUCCUUUCUGGUCACUUUACUUUCUUAUCUAUCAUCCACCUCUCAUUUCAUUGUCAAAAUGUAUCGGAACCCUUGGAUCUCCAACUAUAUCAACCAUGUCAAGUUGUGCCAAGGCUUCACCAGAGAAACAGCCCCUAAAGUUGGCAAUACCAAGCAACGGAGAGCUCUUAGUUUUCAGAAAGAGUUCUCGUUUGAGGAGAAAGGUGAGGGAGCCAACAAAGAAGUAGAUGUUAGUCUGCUGGGGAAUACACCCAAGGUCUCAGAAUUAAGGAAACGUUUUGAAAGUAUAAGCACAAGUCAGAGUUGGGACAUGAACAGGAAGGAGCGAAUUGCACGGCGCCUGGAAGGAAUCGAUAAUGAUGUUCUCCAAAGUCUUCCAGGUUGUGGUGGUCUAGUUUCUAAUCGACUGCUGGAGGAGGACACUCCAAGAUAUACCCGUGCAGCAGACACCUGUGACCCCUGUACAGUUUCUCUUCAGCACUAUGGCAAAAGUGAACCAAGUUCACAAAGCACAGAUGUUCCAUCCAGAAGUUACGCAGUCCACCCGGAGUCUGUCUUCAGCACUGGCUCCUCUCAUGUGGCAGAGCUGGACUCUAAAGCAGAAAGGAUUGCACGCUACAAGGCUGAACGCCGCCGUCAGUUAGCAGAGCGCUAUGGCAUCUCUCUAGAUCAGGAGAUGGAAACAGACUAUACAACUCGCUUCUCCAGACCCUCCAGAGAGCUUGAUGGUUCAGACAGACACCACAGGUCAAAAUCAGAAGGGAGAGAUGGAGUCGAGCAAAAUGCUUACACCAGCAGCCAUCAUGUGGAUAAGAGCAGCUCAGACUAUCACUCCAGUCCAGAGUACAGCCGCGAGCGCACAGACUCCAUCUCAGAACGUGAAAGAAUGAUGAAUCUGGAGAACCAGAGGAGGGCACAGGAGCGUGACCGAUUACAUGGAGGUGGAGGGGUUGCACCUGACCCAUCUGCGUAUAUGGAUGUGUCUGGAUCUGCAAGGGUACCAGGAAGGGAGCCAGGGAUGAUGGGAGUUCCCAGCUCACCCAAUUCAGGCCGAAGGGGCUUGAUGCUCUCUCCCAAACAGGGAGCGUCUCCUGGUGAUCUGUUUAUUGAGCAGCAGGCUCACAGCAUCCUCCAAAGACACGGUCAGUCAUCCAACCAAUGGUCCCUUCAGACCGAUUCAGAAGGAGACACCGUCUCUCCAAUCAACUGGCCUUCCAGAAUCAGAGUUAGAGAGCGACUGGCCCGCGAUGAGCCAUUUCACAGGGGUCAAACAACAGAGGAACCUGCUUACAACCAGUCAUAUCUUCGUUAUUACCCUCACUCACAGAGCCUCCUAGAUGGUCCUGUCAAACAGCAGCAACUGACCCGUUCUGAAAAAAAGGAACGCCAUGAUAUGGGUUGCCAGAGUUACUUCUCCAUGGGCAGCGAAUCCACUUCCAGGAAUAAGCAAGAGAUUCAGGAGGUGGUUGAAGAAAUGGAGGGAAAACAUGUUGCGAGGACUGAAGGUCUUCUGCGGAGCAGAAAGGCAGUUUUACCUUCUGAGAUUCGAAGGAAGGAACGGAACACAGACGAUUCAUGCUCUGGAAGUGGUGACAACAGGGAGGUAAGCUCAGCUAUUGCUGGGCACAGGAGCAGCGAGGGUGCUGCAAAUGACCCCAGAGGGUGGCAUGGAAGUCGGGCAAGACGGGAAGUUUAUACAGAGCACGUGUCUCGACUUCAGGCUGCAGAGUCUUUGCAGGCAAGAGCUCGAGAAGCUCAUAGAAGGCCUGAUGCUAGCUGCUGCGCCCCAAUCCAGACCUCCAGUGCAAGACCAAUGACAAAUUCAUCUAAACCCAUGGAUACUGGAAAUACACAAAAAACUGUUCUCCCCAUCCAGGAGCCAAUCAGAGAGGCUGUCCAACAAGAAAAAGUGCCAAAUGUUGAUCACCUGUCCCAUGAUGCCAGGGUUUCAGUAGCCCAUCUCCGCCACACAUACCUGCAAAGUGUUGCAAGUCCCCGGAAAGCCGAACUGGCAGAAGAGCUGCCUGCAGUUACAGAUGUACCCUGGAGAAGCAUGCGAGUCAGAGAUCGGUCAUCUCGUCGCCCUUUGCGAUAUAUAUGUCCCACUGAAAGUAGAAAGACAUCUGAGAGGUUUAGAACACAGCCAAUCACAUCAACCGAGCGUGAGCAGUCGGACCGGUCUCAUCUAAGCUCUGAACCAUCAAGCCCUGAGGUGGAUGAAGAGAAACUAGAUGAGAGAGCAAAGCUGAGCGUAGCUGCCAAGCGUUCCCUCUUCAGGGAGCUUGAAAAGACUUCAGAUGGUUCCGUUUUAAAGACAUGGAGUCGUAAUCCUGCUGUUGAGCGGAGAUUGAGGAGAGGUCAAGAUCGAUCCCGCACUCAGCCAGUCACCACAGAGGAAGUAGUUAUUGCUGCUACUGCCCCUGGCCAUUUGUCACAGUCCGUGACUUUACAAACCUCUAUAACGCGCGUUCCUAGUCCCACUCUAGUCAGCACCUCUGUGACCAAACACAGCUUGCAGGCUUCGUCUCAGCAAAGCUCCAUGGUGAGAGAGCAGGCCAGAGAGGUUCGUCUGGCUCAGGAGGCAACGGAGACAGAUCGAGCUCGCCACGCUUCUCCGGGGGAAGGCGGACACGAGGAGCCAGACCUUUCCACACUCACUCUAGCAGAAAAGAUGGCACUUUUUAACCGUCUUGCCCAGCCGUCCAGCCACGGCUCUAGGGCCAGAGGAGACACGCGUGCACGGAGGAGUAACGCACGCUAUCAGACUCAACCAAUCACACUAGGAGAAGUCGAACAGGAUGGUUCUGGUUCUGAGAUGUUCGAUGAGGAAUCUGAGUUCUCAAUGUGUCUCAGUGAUCUGGAACAUUUUCAGCCUGCAGGUGGAGCUCGUUUUGCACCCAGCUCCAACUCAGCCAUGAGAUCCUCCACUGUUUCCACUGAACAUGCGGGCGACAUCCAUCUGACCAUGCCAAAUGUAUCUGGGCCUGCAUAUUAUGAGCAGACCGUUUCUCCACCGCAUCACCCUCAGCCUGCCCAUGAGAUCCAGACACAUCAGAGUCUGGCUGAAGGGGAAAGGCUGCUGUUGAGCACUGGGAAGAGGAAGCUUCCCUCCCCAGACAGCGUGAAACGGACACCGCAUGCUCAGCCGGCCAGAGACUGGGACAGUAAGGCUGUGGCGGUGACCUCUCAAGACCUUUCACAAACAGAUGGAGAGCACACAACAGAUCUUCCUGUACACACUGCCGCUGCUGUAUCUGCAUUACAGAGCCAUUCUCUCCAUGAGGACCACACCAGAGAGGAAGAGCAGGAGAGCGACUUCAAAACAGAAGACGGAGACGAGCUCUCGGACGUCAUGUCUGCCAGACAGAUGUCCAUCAAAGAGAGGCUGGCUCUGCUGAAGAAGAGUGGAGAGGAAGACUGGAGGAACAGGAUAAAUAAAAAACAGGAUGUGGUGAAGGUUGCUGUGUCUGAAAGACAUGCCCAGCUAUGGGAGGUGGAGCAGAGCUUCAAGAAGAAGGAUGAUGGGAUGAUGAUAGAUGACUUUGCUGUGUCUGAUCAACUCUGGGAUCCUGUCUUUUCCUCCUCCCUUUUGUGUGCCUCUGAACCACUGGAUCAAAUAGCAAACCUUCCCAAGGCUACCCUCCUGCCCGUGCAGGUGGAUGAGCGUCACCCCUGGAGACGGAAGAAGAUGGGAAAUGAAGUUGUGGAAAGCCAACAGCUUGAGCGAGUAGAGAUGUCUAUUCAGGAACGCAAGCAGCUCAUCACUUCACAAGAGGAGGCCUGGAAAGCCAAAGGUUACGGAGCAGCCAACGACUCCACUCAGUUUACAGUGGCUGGACGUAUGGUCAAAAAAGGCCUGGCAGCCCCUUCUGUUCUCACAAAUCCCGUGUUGUCUCCUCUGUCUUCUAAAAACAAGAAUACAUCCCAUACCAUCACAAAACCACAUGAAGAGAUUGAAGUCAAACAGAACAUGAAGCUGGAGUCAGACAUGAAGUUAGAAAAGUUGGAAACAUUCCUUGGUCGUUUGAAUAGUAAAGUUCCAGGACUUCAGGAGGCCACAAUUGCUGUCACGGAGAAGUCUGUAAAAGAGGUCAUGACUCUGGACGAUGAGGUCUUUGAUAAGUUUUAUCGACAUGCAGAGGAUAUGGCAAAGUUCACCAGCAGAGUGGAAAUUAGUGAUGAUUUUGAUGACAUCUUUGGAGUACAGCUGCCCAGGUUGACUUCGGAAAUGGUGCAGCACAAGCGGGCAGUUCGGCCUACCAGAAAUGUUCAGUCAUCUAAAAACCCGCUGAAAAUGCUGGCUGUUCGGGAGGACAUCAGACAUGAGUACACGGAACAAAGACUGAACAUCGGCCUUCUGGAGAGCAAGAGGAUGAAACAGGAAAAGAUGAAUAAGAACAGCGGUUUCUCUGAGGUUGCUCUCGCCGGAUUGGCCAGUAAGGAGAACUUCAGCAGUGUGAGUCUGCGAAGUGUGAAUGCCUCUGAACAAAGCUCCAACAACAGUGCCAUGCCCUAUAAAAAACUCAUGCUCAUUCAGGUCAAAGGUCGCAGGCACGUUCAGACCAGACUGGUUGAGCCCAGAGCUUCCUCCUUGAACAGUGGCGACUGCUUCCUCCUGAUCACACCACAUCAUUGCUUCAUCUGGAUUGGAGAAUUCGCUAAUGUUAUUGAGAAGGCCAAAGCUGCAGAGUUGGCCACGUUCGUUCAAACCAAGCAUGACCUGGGAUGCAGAGCCUCGUAUGUUCAGACAAUUGAGGAGGGUGCAAACACUCACACACACGCUGCCAAAGACUUUUGGAAGAUUCUCGGUGGCCAAACCAGUUAUCAGUCCGCUGGCACUCCUGAACAAGAUGAGUUUUAUGAGAGUGCAGUCGUAGAAACCAACUGCAUAUACAGACUCAUGGAGGAUAAACUUGUUCCCCAUGAUGACUACUGGGGUCGAGUCCCUCGCUGCUCCAUGCUGAACCCUAAAGAGGUGCUGGUAUUUGAUUUUGGUAGUGAGGUCUAUGUAUGGCAUGGCAAGGAGGUGACGUUGGCACAGAGAAAAGUGGCAUUUCAGCUGGCGAAGCACUUGUGGAAUGGCACCUUUGACUACACCAACUGUGACAUUAAUCCUCUGGACCCUGGAGAGUGCAAUGCUCUCAUACCCAGGAAAGGCCAGGGACGACCAGACUGGGCUGUGUUUGGCAGGUUAACUCAGCACAAUGAAACUACUCUUUUUAAAGAGAAGUUUUUGGACUGGAGUGAUUCCAAGAAUUCUAAGAAAAAUGGUGACUUGCAUGUUGAAAACAAGGAGCUUCGGAGUGGUGAAUGUCGGCCCUAUGAUGCGUCUCUGAUGCUAUCUGCAUUACGGGCGCCAGUCAGGACCGUUCUGGAUGGGGUGAACAUUGGACGAGGAUAUGGAUUAGUGGAAGGUGAAGAGGGACGUAAUUUUGAGAUCAGCACAUUGUCUGUGGAUGUCUGGCAUAUUUUAGAGUUUGACUACAGUCGACUACCCAAACAGAGCAUUGGUCAGUUUCAUGAAGGUGACACAUACGUGGUCAAAUGGAAGUACAUGAUCAGCAGAGCAGUUGGCAAGAGACUGCAUUCAGAAAGAAUCAUCGGUCCAGGGAAGGAGAAAUGUUGUUAUUUCUUCUGGCAGGGUCGUAACUCUACGGUGAAUGAAAAGGGAACGUCAGCACUGAUGACUGUUGAGCUGGAUGAGGAAAGAGGAGCUCAGGUCCAGGUACAGCAAGGAAAGGAGCCUCCUUGUUUCCUACAGUGCUUCAAUGGAGGAAUGAUUGUUCAUGCUGGAAAAAGAGAAGAGGAGGAAGACAAUACACAAAACGACUGGCGAUUGUACUGUGUGAGAGGAGAGAAACCCAUAGAGGGCCAUCUGCUGGAGGCAGUGUGUCACUGCAGCAGCUUGCGAUCCCGGACCUCUAUGAUCCUCCUGAACAUCCCCAAAGCCAGCCUAUACCUGUGGCAUGGCUGCAAGGCACAAGUGCACACACGUGACGUGGGCCGUACCACUGCAAACAAAAUCAAAGAGCAAUGUCCUCUGGAGGCAGGGCUUCACAGCAGCAGUAAAGUGUCCAUCCAGGAGUGUGAUGAGGGAGCUGAACCACAGGGCUUCUGGGAGGCUUUGGGCAAAAGAGAUCGAAAAGCGUACGACUGCAUGCUGCAGGAUCCAGGAAAGUUCAACUUCACUCCUCGGCUUUUCCAGUUAAGCAGUGCCUCGGGAGAGUUUGCAGCAGUGGAGUUUGUAUAUCCAUCCAGAGAACCAAAUUUGGUUAACUCGAUGCCUUUCCUCCAGGAGGAUUUGUAUACAGCUACUCAGCCAGCCCUGUUUUUGGUGGAUAAUCAUCAUGAAGUUUACCUGUGGCAGGGCUGGUGGCCUCAGGACAGUGAAAGCACAGGCUCAGCUCGCAUACGGUGGGACUCUGACAGGAAGUGUGCAAUGGAAACUGUGCUCCAGUAUAGCAAAGAAAAAAAUGAGAAAAAGACACCAAAAUCCUACCUGAUCCAUGCAGGACUGGAGCCUCUUACAUUCACCAACAUGUUUCCCAGCUGGGAACACAGAGAGGACAUCGCUGAAAUCACAGAGAAGGAGGCCGAAGUAUGUCAUCAGAUCAUUCUUGUUGAAGAUGUCUUGAGCCGACUCUGCAAGACCACUUACCCACUGGCUGAACUAAAAGCACGUCCCUUACCGGAAGGUGUCGACCCUCUACGUCUUGAAACCUACUUAUCAGAUGAGGACUUUGAGGGUGUAGGGGCUUCUGGGAAGAAAGCUUUGGAGAUGACGAGAAGUGAAUAUGAGGCACUGCCUGGAUGGAAGCAAGUGAAUGUGAAGAAAGCCAAAGGAUUGUUUUAAAGGAACUCCAGGAAUCUGAAAGAGAAAAUGCUCUCAUUCCUUUUGAACCAGAACAGACAAACGCAAGUAAAAAUAUCAACCUGUGUCAAAUCACACGGGGAGCUGAAAAGAAGCUGGAGGAAGAAAAAAGAACACAGAUUGGCAGGGGUUUACCAGCCUCUUGUAGCACAUUUCUGUCUUGUUUUCUUCUUCCUUUUUUGUAUUUUUUUGUUUGUUUGUUGAUCAGUGAAUUAGAGAUUUGUUUUCUGAAUGUUUUGAGUGCUCCCCAGCUUGUUUUGCUCCCAUUUUCAUAGAUCUGCGUUUCUCCACAUACUGUAUCACCGUCCAACAUGCACAAGGCAGCGCUAAUACACUGCUGGCCAUCUUGAUAUUAACACCCAUGAAAUAACUCCAAUAAAAAUGCCUUUUAGUGAUUAUGUGAAUGUAAGAAAGCUCAACGGAGCACUUUAUGUAAGUAUGUUCAAACCUGCUCUCAUGAAUGGCCUAAAGAUUAUUUUAACCUUCCAGCUAGAUGCUUGAACUUGAACCCUAUGCGUGUGUGUACGUGAGAGAGUGUUUGUGAAUAUAUACGGCGCGUGAGUCUCUUCGAACAGGAUUGAAUGAAACUGUGGAAAAAGAGAAAAUCUCCUUCUUUUCUGCAUUGUAUAGUGCCUUGCCUUCAUGUACAGUUUAUAUAAAGACAGAUGCAAGUCUGCAUUUUGAAGACAUAUUUGUGAUAAUAAUAAAUAUUGGUGCAAAUAAACACUGAAUAAUGUAGAUAUUA
This is a messenger RNA of Danio rerio (zebrafish), 7901 nucleotides long. Lineage: Eukaryota; Metazoa; Chordata; Actinopteri; Cypriniformes; Danionidae. The record is from RefSeq and is a predicted model, not a curated record.